Molecule: messenger RNA, 684 nt
Organism: Morus notabilis
Lineage: Eukaryota; Viridiplantae; Streptophyta; Magnoliopsida; Rosales; Moraceae
Product: B3 domain-containing protein At2g24670
Exons: 1
Coding region: 1-684 (227 amino acids)
Molecular function (GO): DNA binding
Source: RefSeq, a predicted model, not a curated record
AUGCAUCCCCAGUACUCAUCAUCGUUAAACGGUGGGGAGUCGGAAAAUGUUGAUAAAAGGUCGUCGAGUACGCAAGAUCUGGACAGCGAGGAGUUUGAUCCGCUUAAAGAGUUGGCUGUAGCCGCCACUGAUCCUGCGGUUCUCGAGUUAGUCGAAAGACAAGCUGAUUUCGAACAAUCACGCCGCGAAGCAAGAAAUGCAAGAAAUGAUCGGCGAGAAGAUGGAGGCAAGAAUAAUAGGCCAACUUCUCAUGAAGCACUUGUUCUUCCUCGAAGAAUCUUGAGGAACAAGAUCGACGUCAUGGGAGGGACGGAGGUGAAUUUUGUGCUGCAAAAGUCCUUCGUCGCAGGGUCCCGCGGUGGGAGAAGCAUCAGAUUGCCAAUACGUUCCACGCAAAUCACGUCCUCAUUAAGAGAUGCCGAGAAGAGGAGACUUGAUGUUGAGAGAAAAAGUAUGGCGGUGAAGCUAAUAGACCAGAGCUUUAGAGAGUUUCAAAUGGAGAUUAGGCGGUGGGAUGGUAGAACAAACGGCAAAAUCUACGCGUUAGCAACCAAGUGGAAUGAUGUCGUUUCCAGUAAUCAUUUGGAAGAAGGCGACGACAUUAAACUUUGGUCGUUUCGGGUUGAUGACCACCUUCAUUUCGCUUUACAAACAACCAAGAAAGCUGCCAGACUAGAUCAGUAG